Sinocyclocheilus grahami is the source of this 1183-nucleotide messenger RNA. Its product is annotated as eyes absent homolog 1. Gene Ontology annotation, molecular function: protein tyrosine phosphatase activity. Bases 1 to 681 code for a protein of 226 amino acids. The record is from RefSeq and is a predicted model, not a curated record. Gene Ontology annotation, cellular component: nucleus. NCBI's taxonomy places the organism in Eukaryota, Metazoa, Chordata, Actinopteri, Cypriniformes, Cyprinidae. Gene Ontology annotation, biological process: negative regulation of extrinsic apoptotic signaling pathway in absence of ligand; cell differentiation; positive regulation of DNA repair. The transcript is spliced from 7 exons.
AUGGCUAAAAGGAAAUACCCCCUUCUAAAAUUCAACUACCAAGAGUGUGAUCAGGUCCAUAUUGACGACGUGUCAUCGGACGACAAUGGACAGGAUCUAAGUACAUAUAAUUUUAGCACAGACGGAUUCCACGCUGCUGCCACUAGUGCCAACCUGUGUCUGGCCACCGGCGUACGAGGAGGUGUGGACUGGAUGAGAAAGCUGGCCUUCCGCUAUAGACGAGUAAAAGAAAUUUACACCACCUAUAAAAAUAACGUCGGAGGUCUGCUUGGCCCAGCCAAAAGGGAAGCCUGGUUGCAAUUGCGAGCAGAAAUUGAAGCCCUGACCGACUCCUGGUUAACACUGGCACUGAAAGCACUAACAUUAAUCCACUCAAGAUCAAACUGUGUGAACAUCUUAGUGACCACAACACAGCUCAUACCUGCCCUCGCCAAGGUCCUCCUCUACGGACUGGGAGUAGUAUUUCCAAUUGAAAAUAUUUAUAGCGCCACGAAAAUAGGAAAAGAGAGCUGCUUCGAGAGAGUAAUCCAGAGGUUCGGAAGGAAAGUUGUUUAUGUGGUGGUGGGGGACGGCGUAGAGGAGGAGACAGGGUCGAAAAAGCACAACAUGCCUUUCUGGAGGAUCUCUAGUCACUCUGACCUCAUGGCCCUACAUCAUGCUCUGGACCUGGAGUACUUGUAGCACUGUGACGGCCCUGUUGCUCUGUCCCAGGCCGUGCGGGGGCCCUGCAGACCCAUACCCAGCACCGUCAGCCUGCUGCGUCGCCCGAGCGUCUGCGUUCCUACAGCACCAGACCAAAAACAAAACCGUUCACACACAUAACGUAGAGAGAAAGCGACACGCUCAGCGUGUUGACACAUGGCCACAAUUCGUCUUAACCCUAAACCUUUUUCGAAGUGGAGGAGAGUGAAUUUAUGGCUCUGCAGCUGCUGGCCCUGGUUACUGUGAAUUGGCUUUUUUUCCGAAGCCAUCAAAAUGUUUUACAGCCCUGUGUACGCAGGGGACUCGGCAAGGGUUCACACCUGUGACAAAAACUGAGCUACCGAUGCCUUUGGAACUCAGCAAGACUCCGAUCCCACUGCGACUUGGUGUAAUGUUUUGUCUCUUUAUGUCUCAACCGAUGGUACAAAGACAGUGGGGCACAACCCCUUCGUUUUCCUCAUUUCGCCCUGGAUGUCCUACA